Messenger RNA from Solea solea (common sole), 1348 nucleotides. It is a transcript of the gene gdf3, whose product is annotated as growth differentiation factor 3. NCBI's taxonomy places the organism in Eukaryota, Metazoa, Chordata, Actinopteri, Pleuronectiformes, Soleidae. Gene Ontology annotation, molecular function: growth factor activity; cytokine activity. Gene Ontology annotation, biological process: BMP signaling pathway; SMAD protein signal transduction. Bases 65 to 1213 code for a protein of 382 amino acids. The record is from RefSeq and is a predicted model, not a curated record. Gene Ontology annotation, cellular component: extracellular region. The transcript is spliced from 2 exons.
ACUGCGCCUUUCGGCACAAAAACCACAUCAGGUGAGGAACCAGCAGUGACACGUUAAUCCCAACAUGAGGCCGACCUACCUGACCCGUGUCCUGCUGCUUGCAGUGUGUUGUUGCGUGUGCGUGUGUGAUCUUUCACACGUGGAGGACAUGAAGAGCCAGGAGCGGUUCUUCCUCAGCUCCCUCGGGCUCUCAGGGCGGCCCCGGCCCGCGGGGAGCCACCAGUCCCGGCGCCACGUCCCCUCUCCGCUGUGGAGGAUGUUCCGGAGGUCAGAGAGCGUUCAGGCGCAGGAGAGUGACCCGUGUAUGGUGUCAGAGUACGGAGUCCGCGGUAACAUCAUCCGAUAUGUACAAGACCAAGGCAGGCUGGUGUCUGGGUGGAAUAGCGUCUGUCAAGCUUGUGUGGAGAAGCAGCUUUUCUUCAACAUGUCUGUCCUGCAGCCUGUGGAGUUGCUGUCUCUGGCUCAGCUGGACGUCAAGUUCCACUGGAAACCCUUCAGACCUGCGAGCCUGCUGCAGGGCCCUCGCACCCUCAGCGUGUCUCUGUAUAAAGUGAUACGAGCCACGCUGCGGGGAGCCAAUCCGCAGGCCAAUCGCAGACUCCUCCUGUCCCAGUCCAUCCAGCUCCAGCCCGAACCCAUCUCCAUCACCAUGGACCUCACCUCGCUAGCAGAAAACUGGCGUAAACCAGGGCGCAACUAUGGUUUGGUUCUAGAGCAGCUUCCUCUCAUCGCAGGCCCAGAGGAGCUUCUUCCUUUUCACCCUGGGAACUCCCUCCCGUUGGAACCAGCCUUCACGCUGCCGCUCAUCCAGGCCUCUCUGGUGGCCGUGUCCCUCAACCCCCACCAGUGUCGCUCCAGACAGAGGAGAAGCGCCGUACACCUCCCUGUGACACCCAGCAACGUGUGCAAGGCCCGGCGCCUCUACAUUGACUUCAAAGACGUGGGCUGGCAGGACUGGAUCAUUGCUCCACAGGGCUACAUGGCCAACUACUGCCAUGGAGAGUGUCCGUUCCCGUUGAGUGAGAGCCUGAACGGCACCAACCACGCCAUCCUGCAGACCUUGGUGCACUCCCUGGACCCACACGGCACACCUCAGCCCUGCUGCGUCCCCAUCCGCCUCUCACCGAUCUCCAUGCUGUACUACGACAACAACGACAAUGUAGUGCUGCGACAUUACCAGGACAUGGUUGUGGACGAGUGUGGGUGUCGAUGAAUUUUCACGUCUACAGUUGGAAGUGUUGAAUUCCUUCUGUCACUGCAGUAACAAUAUCAGUGGUUUUAAAGAAUGUAGCAUCUUUUAUGAACAAGUUCUCAGGUGUUUUGAGAGGCAUCUUUUAAAAAAAAAACA